Messenger RNA from Trichoderma reesei QM6a, 3126 nucleotides. RefSeq lists its product as uncharacterized. Gene Ontology annotation, cellular component: small-subunit processome; Pwp2p-containing subcomplex of 90S preribosome. Gene Ontology annotation, molecular function: protein binding. The transcript is spliced from 3 exons. Gene Ontology annotation, biological process: rRNA processing. The record is from RefSeq and is a predicted model, not a curated record. Bases 1 to 3126 code for a protein of 1041 amino acids. Lineage: Eukaryota; Fungi; Ascomycota; Sordariomycetes; Hypocreales; Hypocreaceae.
AUGCCGCAUUCCGAUCCCGAAGGGCCGCUGGCAAAGCGCCAGAAAGUCUCAACCUUGGCCAAUGCCGCCCAGCCGAGCAAUUCCUCGCGAAUUUUUGCUCCGUUCCGAACUGUCGGCCUUGUCGCUCCGUCGAGUAUACCUUUUACGUCUUUUCCGCUAGGAAAGACUACCUUCCAGAUCACAACAUCGGUCGGCCGAUCUCUGCAAACCUAUGAUCUGCUCCGCGGUCUCAACCUAGUCUUCGUCACCCGGCCUCAAACGCCCGCCGAUAUCACCGCCACGUUCGCCUAUGGAAAGAAGGUCUUUGCAGCAUGGGGAGGGUCUCAGGAUGGCGAGACUCAGGGCCUCUGGGUAUUCCAGAGAGGAAGAAAGGUCGAUGAGGUUGCCCUCCCAAGCGACCUGAAGGAGCCGAUCCAGCAGAUCAUGAUAUUCGGCACCUGGUUCAUUGCUUGCGCAAAGACGAGAAUUGAGGUCUACAAAACAGCAACGCUCGAGCAUUACACGACUAUUCACACCAUGGCCGCCGCCAAGGGUGGCCAUGAAAUCACCGGCGGCGUCGUCACCAUGCCGACAUAUCUCAACAAGAUCUUUGUUGGUCGCAAAGAUGGCUGGGUUGAGAUCUGGAACGUCAGCACUGCCAAACUCAUCUACACCAUUCUACCUCCUUCCCCAGAUUCUGGCGCUGUGACUUGCCUUGAGCCAACUCCGGCGCUCUCCCUGCUGGCAAUCGCAUAUUCGAGCGGCACCCUCGUUAUUACCAAUGUUCUUACCGAUAAGCGCGCUCUUCAAGUCGAGGCCGGAAACCCUGACGCCCCGGUUACCUCGAUCUCGUUCCGAACAGAUGGUUUGGGAGCUGGACACGACGGUAGAAAAGACGGUGUCAUGGCCACAGCCACUCCGUCAUCCGGCGACAUCACCUUUUGGGACCUCAACCGUGGAGGUCGUGUCAUGGGAGUCUUACGCAGUGCCCACAAUCCACCCUCAGGCGAAGGCGAUGCUGUCCGUGGCGGUAUCAGCAAGGUAGAGUUCCUGUCAGGGCAGGCAGUGAUUGUAUCCAGUGGCCGAGACAACUCACUCAAGUCCUGGAUCUUUGAUGAGACACCUUUCUCCCCCAUCCCGAAGAUCCUGCACUCGCGCAGUGGACAUUCUGGACCAGUCAACUGCCUGCAAUUCUUGCCUUCCGACUUUGACGGUGCGGAAGCUGGAAACAAGUGGAUCAUCAGCGGUGGUAAGGACCGAAGCCUGUGGGGAUGGAGCAUGCGUCGCGAUGGACAGAGCACCGAGCUCAGCCAGGGUAACAUACGCAAGAAGGCGAAGAAGAUUGGUAUCCUGGCUGCCAAUGCUCUGGCCCAUGGCCCAACAACUACGCUAGAAGACCUCAAAGCCCCCGAAAUCACGUGUAUUGCUGCCUCGCUCAACCGCGACGGUGGCAUGGGCGCUCUGCCUGGCAAGCAGGAGAUUUGGCAGAAGAGCCGGGAUCCCAAGAAGAAGUUGGACGCCGAGAUUAGCGGAAUGACGGGCUGGGAAAGCGUAGUCACCGCUCACAAGGGCGAUGCCUUCGCCCGUACCUGGUUCUGGGGCCGAAAGAGGGCAGGUCGCUGGGCAUUUCCGACUGGCGAUGGCACCGACGUCACAACCGUGGCCAUUAGCCCUUGCGGGACGUUUGCGCUGGUUGGCUCAGGGGCUGGCGGCAUCGACAUGUACAAUCUCCAGUCAGGUGUACACCGCCAACGGUUUCCCUCCAAGUUGACGCCGGCACAAGCUCGUCAGCUCAAGAUGCAGCAGCUCCGUCAGGCGGAUGAUGUUGUUCAGCUGCAGAGCGAAGGCAACCGAAAGUAUCCCGCCGGCGUGGGCAAGCAUACCAAGGCUGUUACCGGCCUGGUGGUCGACGCCAUGAACAAGACGGUGGUGUCCUGUUCGCUGGACGGAAAGAUUAAGUUUUGGGAUUUCUUGACGGGAACCCUUCUGGAGCAGCUGGACUGGGCGCCAAUGACACUCCCGACCGGUUGCCGAUACCAUCCCGCCAACAAUCUCCUGGCCUUUUCUUGCGAUGACUUGUCCAUUCGCGUUGUUGACCUGGAGACGAAGAAGACUAUUCGAGAGUUCUGGGGCCCUAAAGAUGUCAUCAACGACUUUUGCUUCUCCAACGACGGCCGAUGGAUCAUUGCCGCCUCUGGCGAUUCGGUCAUCAGAGUUUGGGAUCUGCCCACCAGCCAUCUCAUCGACGCUAUCCGACUGGAGAAGCCGUGCAAAGCUAUCGCCAUGUCGUACACGGGCGAGUAUCUCGCUGCUGCUCUCGAGGACAGCCCUGGCGUUACAAUCUGGACGAACAAGACGCUGUACAAGCAUGUCCCGACUCGCCAGAUAUCCGAAGCGGAGAUCAGCUUGGUGGCUGCCCCCACAACAGCUGGUGAGGGCAACCAGGGCUUGCUGGAGGCUGCGUUCGAGGAUGACAAGGCAGAAGAAGAGGACUCGGGUAUCGUUGCGCCUACCGUCGAUCAGAUCAGCGCCGAUCUCAUGACUCUGAGUUUGGUGCCCAAGAGUAGGUGGCAGACACUGCUUCAUCUGGAUCUGAUCAAGGAGCGCAACAAGCCGACAGAGGCGCCAAAGCUUCCCGAAAAAGCGCCCUUCUUCUUGCCCUCGACCUCGGGCACUCAAGUGCCCGGGCUCAAGGACGGCUCAGAGGAAGCAGAGAACAGCAGCAAGUCUCGCAUCUCGAAGUUUGACAAGGCUCGCUUCGAGGAGACAUUUACGUCGAAGCUGCGUGCUGGCGCGGCGAAUGGCAACUACGACGACUUCAUCGAGCACCUCAAGUCUCUGUCUCCCUCAAGCGCCGAUCUCGAACUUCGUUCCCUUUCUCUGGGCGAAGACGACGACUCCAACGAGCUACUCCACUUUAUCCGAGCCCUGACAACACGGCUACGAGCGCGCAAGGACUACGAGCUCACCCAGGCGUGGAUGACCGUGUUCCUGCGGCUGCACUUUGAUAUGGUGAUGGAGAGCAAGACGCUGCUGAAGGCUCUUGAGGAGUGGAAGACGGAUCAGGAGAAGGAAUGCAACAGGCUGGAUGAUUUGGUUGGAUAUUGCAGUGGCGUGGUGAGCUUUUUGAGAAGCCCGAGGACGUAA